CCGAAACCCAAGCCGCAGCCAACAACCACCCUAGGAUCUUCACUCCGCAUUUUACGACAGAUAGUCGAAGAGCCUCAAGAUUCGCCCUGCCUAGCUGCAUUCUACCUCGCGUGUACUCAACCUCGAAGCGUGUACUUUCCUCUGCCGCCCAAGGCGCUCGAACUGCAUGGCCGGAUCGCGGCCACACAGUCGUACUCCUUCCCAAACUCGCAGGCCAGCUGGAGAUGGGGAAGAUUCUGUUCUCGGCGCGGUCCUUGACACGCGCCAGCUGGAAGCCUUCAGUCGAAAGGUGACAGCGACCGCAAGCCACCUCAUGGGGGACAAUGGUUCCGCUCACUACCCUGCUGCCAUGAACAGCAUCUCCCGACAGAUACGACGUCCAGGCAUUCAGAGAGCGGUAUUCUCGUUUUCCCAGCAGGCGCCUUCUGAGCUGGUCAGAGCGAAACUCUCGACUAGUGAAAUUGCCCAUCGAGCCCUUACCUACAUUUCAGAAGACCAACUACAAAACAUUCCCGAAGACGAAAACACGUACUCCCUGUUCCAAGGAUUUCAAGCAUCUUUGCCCGAAGGCGAAUCCGAACAUCGAAAAGGACACCGACGGCGGAGCUCCAAGCAGCACAGGCUUUUGGGUGCGGGAGAUGUUGAAGAGGAUGGCCCUCCGUCAAUACAGAAUCUCAAGAAGAAGAGGAACAGUGUCAAUCACAGAUUGGAGAUGAUGGCUAUACGGAAAAACAUGUGCACCACAGAGAUUCGAGACAUUGACAACAAAAUUGCCAACUUGCACAACAUGCGGAAGCUCGCCGUUGAAAGAUUGGCCGACCUCGAAAACGACGAAGCCGAAGUGGAGCAUGAGCUGCUUGAACUGGACAACAAAAUCGAAGAGAUGCAGGAGGAGCUCGAGGAGCAAGGCGCAAUGGACCAAUCUGCCAGCACCCUCAACGCUCCCCGCGUAGCCACACCCGAGUCUGAGGCAAUGGAUGCCUCCUUCAUGUCGCAGUCCAUUUACGACAAAUUGCCGUCCUCUGCGUCUCCGAAAUCAAAACGUCGGCCAAAAUAUACCAAGAGAAGAUCUAUGCCGGUGUUGCACGAGCACCUCGAACCCGGUUCACACAUCAAGACCAUUCCAGCUCAUAAUGACUCGAUAUCCGCCAUAGAUUUUGAUCAGCCAUUCGGGACUAUGGUCACUUCAGCACUUGACGAUACGGUCCGCGUGUGGGAUCUGAAUCUUGGUCGCUGUAUGGGCUUUCUGGAAGGCCACACUGCUUCAGUUCGUUGCUUACAGGUCGAAGACAAUAUUGUGGCAACUGGAAGCCUUGAUGCCACCAUUCGUCUAUGGGAUCUGAGCCGUGCCAAGUACGAACCCUAUGAACACAAAAUACUCGAAAACGGCGACGAGGACAAAGGCGAUGAAGACGACGGCCUCGGGUUUGGCAACGAAAGUGAAGAUGCUCCCCCUCCACCACCCCCUGAUGCAAUGGAAGAGUGCCCACUCUUUGUGCUUGAGGCUCACGUUGAUGAAAUCACUGCAUUACACCUUCGCGGUGAUAUGCUGGUCUCUGGAUCAGCGGACAAGACACUACGGCAGUGGGACCUGGUGAAAGGCCGUUGUGUCCAGACGCUUGACGUAUUGUGGGCAGCAGCUCAAGCUAGCUCAACGAUAAACAGCACAGAAACGCAGUGGCGGCCAACUGGAAGAUCGGCAGAUUCGAAUGCCGACUUCGUCGGGGCCCUGCAGUGUUUCGACGCCGCGCUGGCCUGUGGUACAGCCGAUGGAAUGGUCCGACUGUGGGAUCUUCGAAGCGGACAGGUCCAUAGGAGUUUGGUUGGACAUACAGGGCCAGUGACCUGUCUUCAGUUUGAUGAUACUCAUCUUGUUACAGGUAGCAUUGACAGGAGUAUCAGAAUAUGGGACCUCCGCACAGGAACGAUUUUUGAUGCAUAUGCCUACGACGCACCCAUCACGAGCAUGAUGUUUGAUUCCCGACACAUUGUCUGUGCCGCGGGCGAGGACGUCGUCAAAGUCUACGACAAGGCUGAUGGGCGCCAUUGGGAUUGCGGUGUCGGCGCCAACACCAGCGUGGAAGAUCGGAUGGCGGGAACCAAGACGAGUGUUGUUGAUCGUGUGAGGCUGAAGGAUGGAUAUUUGAUCGAGGGGAGGAGAAACGGAGAGGUUGGAGUCUGGAAGUGUUGAUGCAUACUAGAGCUGAAGUCAAGCGACGCUGCUUAAAAGACAACAAUCGAUGACUAUAUUUACUCCUACCAUGCCGUUGGACCUCUGGAUCCCCUUGCGGUGUCGACAGAAAACAGAAUAUCACUUUCAAUCAUACUGCCCUGCGCCCAGACGAGUCGGUCUGUUUAUCCGAUUCCAGGUUGAGUCGGCGGGCAUGGGCUCGCCUCUCAGACCUGGCGAAGCCUCCCUAUCUAUGUACAAACAUCAACAAUGCAUAUCUCCUGAUUCAAACAUGUGAUGGCCUGAUCCUUUCACAGAGGCAACGGAUAAGCCUGCUCC
This is a messenger RNA of Cladophialophora immunda, 2509 nucleotides long. RefSeq lists its product as uncharacterized. Bases 167 to 2191 code for a protein of 674 amino acids. The record is from RefSeq and is a predicted model, not a curated record. Lineage: Eukaryota; Fungi; Ascomycota; Eurotiomycetes; Chaetothyriales; Herpotrichiellaceae. The transcript has 4 exons. Gene Ontology annotation, molecular function: protein binding.